AUGGUGAAGCCUAUUGUGCCUGAAGAAGCAGAACUCAAUCCUGAAUUGUAUGGAUUAAGAAGAUCUACUAGAGAGAGAAGAGUAGCUACAUUGGUAGAAAGUGACGAAGAAGAUUAUGAUAUUCCAAAGAGGAAGAAAAAGAAAGUGGAUCGUAACUUUGAUGAAGAUGAGAGUGAAGGCGACGAUGAAGGGGAAGAAGAAGAUGAAGCAAGUGAAGAUGAUGAUGAGUUUGUUGAUUCAGGAUACGUCAAGAAAAAGAAAUUGAAAACAAAGUCAUCUUCAAUGAAAUCAAAAUAUUCACAUACUCCAAAAAGAUCAACAACUCCAAGCUUACCAGCAGAAAUAAGAUUCUCAUCUAGAAAUAGUAAAACUGUAAAUUAUAAUGUCGAUUAUGAUAAUGAUGAUGAUUUAUUAGAAAGUGAUGGCGAAGUUGAUAGAUCCAUGGAAGAUGAUGAUGAUGAAAAUGGUGAUUAUUACUAUUAUCAACAAGCUAAUGAACCUGAAAAUGAAAGAGGGGUCGAUUUAGUAAUGGAUCAUAAAUUAAAUGAAGAUAACGCUGAACAAACAGGAGAUGCUAAAUUAGAUUAUUUAUUUAAAAUAAAAUGGUCAGAUGCUUCCCAUUUACAUAAUACUUGGGAGAAAUGGUCAAUCUUGAAAGAUUUUAAAGGAUUUAGAAAAGUGGAAAAUUAUAUUAAACAAUUCAUUUUAUCGGAUCAAGAAAUCAGAAAUGAUCCUUUAACUACAAGAGAAGAUAUUGAAGCUAUGGAUAUCGAAAGAGAAAGAAAAAGAGAUGAACAAGAAGAAUAUUGUCAAGUGGAAAGAAUUGUGGAAAGUGAAAGAAUUGAAACUGAUAAUGGGGAAUCUAAAUUACAAUAUUUUGUAAAAUGGAGAAGACUUUAUUAUGAUGAAUGUUCUUGGGAAGAUGGUGAAGAAAUUGCGAGAAUCUCUCCUGAACAGGUUUCAAAAUAUCAACAACGUCUUAAAUCUAAAAUCUUACCUAAUUUAUCGGCAAAUUAUCCUAUGUCUCAACGUCCAAGAUUUGAAAAAUUGGUCAAACAACCUGUAUUCAUUAAAAAUGGGGAAUUAAGAGAUUUCCAAUUGACAGGGUUAAAUUGGAUGGCCUUUUUAUGGUCAAGAAAUGAAAAUGGUAUUUUGGCCGAUGAAAUGGGUUUAGGUAAAACCGUUCAAACUAUUGCAUUCUUAUCAUGGUUAAUCUAUGCUAGAAGACAGAAUGGUCCUCAUAUAGUGGUAGUACCUUUAUCAACUGUACCUGCUUGGCAAGAAACUUUUGAGAAAUGGGCUCCUGAUGUUAAUUGUCUUUAUUAUUUAGGUAAUACUCAAGCAAGAAAGACAAUUAGAGAUUAUGAAUUUUAUAAUGCUAACGGGAAAAUAAAAUUUAAUGUUUUAUUAACUACUUAUGAAUAUAUUUUAAAGGAUAGAUCAGAAUUAGGAUCUGUUAAAUGGCAAUUCUUAGCUGUUGAUGAAGCUCAUAGAUUAAAGAAUGCCGAAUCUUCAUUAUAUGAAUCAUUAAGAGGAUUUAAGGUUUCAAAUAGAUUAUUGAUUACUGGUACACCAUUACAAAACAAUAUGAAAGAAUUAGCUGCAUUAUGUGAUUUCCUUAUGCCCGGUAAGUUCAGUAUUGAACAAGAAAUUGAUUUUGAAACUCCUGAUGAAGAACAAGAAUUAUAUAUUAAAGAUUUACAAAAGAAAAUUCAACCGUUUAUAUUAAGAAGAUUAAAGAAAGAUGUGGAAAAGUCCUUGCCUUCUAAGACUGAACGUAUUUUAAGAGUUGAAUUAUCAGAUAUGCAAACGGAAUAUUAUAAAAAUAUCAUUACUAAGAAUUAUUCUGCUUUAAAUGCUGGUAAUAAAGGGGCUCAAAUUUCAUUAUUAAAUGUCAUGAGUGAAUUGAAAAAAGCCUCCAAUCAUCCUUACUUAUUCGAUGGUGCUGAAGAUCGUGUGUUAGCUAAGGCGGGUUCUGCUUCCAGAGAUAAUAUCUUAAGAGGUAUUAUUAUGUCAUCUGGUAAAAUGGUAUUAUUAGAACAAUUAUUAACAAGAUUGAAAAAGGAAGGUCAUCGUGUCUUAAUUUUCAGUCAAAUGGUAAGAUUAUUAGAUAUUCUUGGAGAUUAUUUAUCUAUUAAAGGGUAUCAAUUUCAAAGAUUAGAUGGUGGUAUACCGUCUGCCCAAAGAAGAAUCUCCAUCGAUCAUUUCAAUGCUCCUGAUUCCAAAGAUUUUUGUUUCCUUUUAAGUACUAGAGCUGGUGGGUUAGGUAUUAAUUUAAUGACGGCUGAUACUGUUAUUAUAUUUGAUUCAGAUUGGAAUCCUCAAGCUGAUUUACAAGCCAUGGCUCGUGCUCAUAGAAUUGGUCAAAAGAAUCAUGUAUCAGUGUAUAGAUUUGUUAGUAAAGAUACCGUUGAAGAACAAAUUUUAGAAAGAGCUAGAAAAAAGAUGAUUUUAGAAUAUGCUAUUAUUUCAUUAGGUAUAACUGAUCCAAAUGCUAAGAAGAGUAAAGCUGAACCAUCUACUGAACAAUUGAGUCAAAUUUUAAAAUUCGGGGCUGGAAAUAUGUUUCAUGCUAAUGAUAAUCAAAAGAAAUUAGAAGGUUUGAAUUUAGAUGAUGUUUUAAGUCAUGCAGAAGAACAUGUUACAACUCCUGAUCUUGGAGAAUCUAAUUUAGGUUCUGAAGAAUUCUUAAAACAAUUUGAAGUUACUGAUUAUAAAGCUGAUGUGGAAUGGGAUGAUAUUAUUCCACAAGAAGAAUUAUCUAAAUUGAAAGAUGAUGAAAAGAGAAAAGCUGAUGAAGAAUAUUUACAACAACAAAUUGCCAUGUAUUCAAGAAGAAAAGCAGCUGUACGUAAAUUUGAAAAUGGAUCAGUCGCUCCUAGUGAUAUUGAAGAUGAUGAUGAAGAUCUGUCAUCUUCAAGUAGACCAAGAAGAAGAAAUGCUGGUGAUCAUCAAUUAUCCGAAAAGGAAAUCAGAGGUAUUUAUAGAUCUAUUUUAAGAUUAGGUGAUUUAACUGGUAAAUGGGAACAAUUAGUGGAAGAAGGUAGUAUUACUAAUAAGAAUCCUGUAUUAGUUAAACAUGCUUAUAAUGAAAUCAUCAAUACUGCUAGAGAGUUAGUUAAAGAAGAAGAAGCAAGAAGAACUAAAGCUUUAGCUGAAUUAGAAAAGAAAGCUUUAGAACAAAAGAAUAAUAAUGAAUCUAAUACCACUGCACUUUGGAUUGCAAAGAAAAAGGAAAAGAAAGCGGUAUUAUUUGAAUAUCAAGGUGUUAAGAAUAUUAAUGCUGAAUUAGUAUUAAGUAGGCCUAUUGAUAUGAAAGUUUUAGAAGCUUUAAUUCCAAAGGAGAAUCCAACAGCAUUUAUCUUACCAAGACAUCCAAAACAAGUUUCCGCUUGGUCAUGUGAAUGGAGUCCAAAGGAUGAUGCUAAGUUAUUAGUAGGUGUAUUUAAGUUUGGGUAUGGAUCAUGGUUACAAAUUAGAGAUGAUCCAAUUUUAGGAUUACAAAAUAAGUUAUUCUUAGAGAAUGUUCCUGCAGUAGCUGGAAGUCAAGCUAAUGGAUCAUCCAAGAAAUCUAGUAAGGAUAAAACUAAGAAAGUACCUGGAGCUGUUCAUUUAGGUAGAAGAGUUGAUUAUUUGUUUGCAUUAUUAAGAGAAGAUGAUGAACCAGGUAAUUCAACUCCAAGUAGUGGAGCUAUUCCUAAGAAGAGAAUUAGAAAACCAAAAGCUGAGCCAACAGUUUCUAAUCCUACUACUUCUACUAAAGUUAAGAAAUUAUCUACCAAAUCUCAAUCACCUGAACUUUCAUUAAAGAAGAUAUUACCCAAGAAACCAAGUCAUAAACAUUCACCAGUAACUUCCAGUAACAAUUCACCUAGACUUGAUAAUCAUGGUCACCCUCAUCAUAUCAAAAUCAAACAUGAAACUAAUGAACAACAUAAUGAUUUAGAGUAUGAUAGUUUGGAUGAAGGUGUUUGUAAAGUAUCAUUAAAACCAGUAUCUAAAUCUUUAAUCAGAUUACAUAAAGGUAAUAAAGGUCUUGAUAAACAUGAAUGGGCUAGUAUAUUAAGAAAAGAAUUAGUUACGAUUGGAGAUCAUAUUGAACAAGUAUUAAAACCAAAGAAAGAUGAUGUUGAAAGAGCCAAAUUAAACAAACAUUUAUGGUCCUAUGCUGGACUUUAUUGGCCAGCAAAAGUACCAAGUAAAAAGAUUAAUGAUAUGUAUAAUAGAGUCAAGGGUCAAACCUCAACCACUUCCCUGAAGUGA
Molecule: messenger RNA, 4263 nt
Organism: Scheffersomyces coipomensis
Lineage: Eukaryota; Fungi; Ascomycota; Pichiomycetes; Serinales; Debaryomycetaceae
Product: chromatin-remodeling ATPase
Exons: 2
Coding region: 1-4263 (1420 amino acids)
Biological process (GO): nucleosome organization; regulation of transcription by RNA polymerase II
Cellular component (GO): chromatin; nucleus
Molecular function (GO): DNA binding; ATP hydrolysis activity; chromatin binding
Source: RefSeq, a predicted model, not a curated record